This is a messenger RNA of Plasmodium knowlesi strain H, 1098 nucleotides long. RefSeq lists its product as uncharacterized. The coding region runs from base 1 to 1098 and encodes 365 amino acids. The record is from RefSeq and is a predicted model, not a curated record. Lineage: Eukaryota; Apicomplexa; Aconoidasida; Haemosporida; Plasmodiidae. The transcript has a single exon.
AUGGCUGUGUCGCUCGGGAAACGCCUGCUUCGCGGCAAUAGAAAAUGGCCGGGCCGCGUGUACCCAGUCGACAAAGGGAGAAGUAUUUCCGGUGGCAUCCUUGGCGAAGUGGGAGAUGUGCAGAACCUGAUAGACCCUCCUUUACGAGAGGAUGAGGAUUACCCAUCAUAUGUGCAACCGAACGAGAAGAGCAGCAGUGCAAGGUGGGCCGAAAGUUGGCAAAAAACAAAUGUAAGGGGCAAUGAGGAAAAGGAAAAAAGAGGCUACUAUGGUACUCACCCAGUUAGUGAUAACCCCGCGUACACAGUUCCGUACAGAUACAAAGUAGUGAUUCCGACGCGCCGAAAAAAGGUGAAAGGAAUUUCGGAUGUAAAUGAGCAGAAGAAGGGAAAAACAAACCUCGGAGGAACAUCCCUGAAUGAACCCAACGACCCUGCGGAAAACAUAAAAGAGGAGUACAGUCGAGAUGUCAGCGACCAGCUCAGUUACAGCGAUUUCGUAGGGUUCAGGAACCCAACCCUAGAGACAUUGGACAACUAUAGAUAUUGGCAAGAUAGUGGGUUCAAAAAAUUUUUGCAUCGAACCUUCCCAAUAAAAUUACCCGAACAUAAAAAAUUGAACCCAUUAUUUAGAGAAUACAUUUACUUUCUUCAUUCCAUGGAUCCAUUUCGAUUUUCUGUGAAGAAGCUGAGUGAGAGAUACUUCCUCUCCCAAAAGUGCAUCGAAUCCAUUUACAAGGAGGAAAGUGUGAAGCGAUUCCUUCGGGAAAAUCAGCUAUGCGAUGAAGACACAAAACGAAUUAGCAAAAAAGAAGCUGUCUUAAAAAUUAAGGAAUUAAUAUAUGCAAAGAAAUUAGGUUACAAAGACAUUGGUGAUUUUGAGAAUGUACAAAACGAAGACGACCAAUUUCAGGGACACAAAAACACUUUCGAUGUUAUCAACAGGCAGGUUAUUCAGGUAGAGUCCAUUUCUGCCUUCCCAUUGCCAGACCGCCGAGACCCCGUGCCCAAGCGUGUGGACGUGGACAUACCCGUGGGGAACUCUGCCAACGUGAAGAUUAUGAACUGGGUUAACCCUAACGAUAAGGUAGUUUUUUGA